Messenger RNA from Lactuca virosa, 2001 nucleotides. Lineage: Eukaryota; Viridiplantae; Streptophyta; Magnoliopsida; Asterales; Asteraceae. The record is from the annotation of a GenBank genome assembly.
AUGACGGCACUGGCGAAAGAUCCGGCCGACUGGUUCCGAAGAUGGAGUGGUUCCGAAGUUAAAGCUCUACGAAGCUCCGAUUUCCAGCUCCACCGACGUCUCUGCUUCAAUGUUCUAAGAAGAAACGGCCCAACCCGAAUGCUUCGACAUAAUAUUUUAUUUGGGCCUGGCUUAGGCCCAACCAUCGUCUCCUCCUUCGUCCCGGCAUCACCUCCCUAACUCCGUCGCAGCAGAAGUCGUCGUCGUUAACGGGUAAUCAUACAUCUCUUCCGCCACAGAGGAACACAACAACCUUUCAUAUCGAUAAACUACAAUGGCGCAAUCACACGUUCCUUCUCUCAUAUUCAACUCUCUCGUCUUCUCUUCUACAAAAAUCCCUAAUUCCGAACAGAAUCUCCCCCUUCGUUCCAGGUAUCAAAUUUCUUGAAUUGCUAAACAAACCGUGAAAUUGGGAGUAGAAAAUACAAAGCGUAUCCAUCUCCAAUGAUUCUCUUUACAAGAUUGACGGCGGUAAAAAGAACCACCGCCACCGCCACGUUCUCCAUCGGCACAGCUUUCAGAACCCUCAAAACCGCCAUGACAGACCAGAUGAGUAAUGGCAGGGCAAGAGACCACGGAACAAACGACGAUUAUUUUGCUACAAUUCAUCACAUUUCCAACAUUGUGCGCCGUGAUAUCUACUUAGAAAGAACCCUAAACAAAAUGUGCAUUUCCAGAAUCGUCAAUUCAGAGCUUGUUUAUCGUGUACUCCGCAGCUGUUCCAAUUCAGGUAUCGAAUCUUUCCGUUUCUUCAAUUGGGUUCGAACCCAACACCCCCAAUACGAACCUACCACCGUUGAAUUUGAAGAACUCCUCAAAAUCUUAGCCAAAACCCGCCAUUGGGAGACCAUGUGGAAGGUCGCACACCAGAUGAAAACCCAAAAACUCCCAAUUUCAUCAUCUGUUGUUUCUUUUAUAAUCGAGCAUUAUGGCAAAAACGGGCUUAUCGAUCAAGCUGUUGAGCUUUUUAACAAAUGCAAGAACUUUAAUUGCACCCAAACCACUGAAAUACACAAUUCCUUACUCUUUGCCCUUUGUGAAGUCAAGAAUUUUCAAGGAGCAUAUGCUUUGGUUAGAAGAAUGGUUCGUAAAGGAAUGACCCCAGAUAAAAAAACUUACUCUGUUUUAGUCAACGGGUGGUGCUCUGCUGGAAAGAUGAAAGAAGCCCAAAGUUUUUUAGAAGAAAUGAGUCAAAAGGGGUUCAAUCCACCUGUUCGUGGUCGUGAUCUUUUGAUUGAUGGCUUAUUGAAUGCUGGUUAUCUUGAAUCAGCAAAAGGGUUAGUGCGUAAAAUGACAAAAGAGGGCUUCGUAUGUGAUGUCACCACAUUUAAUACAUUAUCAGAAGCUAUAUGCGAAUGGGGUGAGAUUGAUUUCUGUAUUGCUCUCUACCAUGAUGUUUGUAGAUUAGGGUUAUGUCCUGAUAUCGAUACUUACAAGAUCAUGAUCACUGCAACUUCAAAGAUUGGGAAGAUUGAUGAGGCGUUUAGUGUUCUUUAUAGAUCGAUUGAAGAUGGGAAUAAGCCGUUCCCGAGUUUAUAUGCUCCGAUUUUGAAAGGGCUUUUUAGGAAUGGAAGGUUUGAUGAUGCGUUUAGUUUUUUUAGUGAUAUGAAGGUGAAAGGGCAUCCACCAAAUCGACCUGUUUAUAGUAUGAUUUUGAAGAUGUGUGUGCGUGGUGGGAGAUAUGUUGAAGCUGGUAAUUAUUUGAUGGAGAUGAUUGAAUUUAAAUUGUCACCAAUGUCACGACAUUUUGAUAUGGUGACUGAUGGAUUAAAGAAUUGUGGGAAACAUGAUAUGGCUAAGAAGAUAGAGCAGUUGGAAAUAUCACUUCGGGGUAUGUGAUUGUGAGGUGUUACAUUGGUUUUGUGAUCAUUCAUACAAUUGUUUUGUUUAGUUUUAUAUUAUAUACCCCAAUGAUUAAUUGAUUAUCAUUACCUUAGUGAAGUAUGAGUUUCUAUUUUCAGG